UUCGCAGGCACAUCGCAGUGGUCGCGGGCGAGUGGACAGGGUGGUGCCUUAUCUCCCAGCUACGAAGGGAGCCUCCACACUUUACAAAACAAAAUGGAAGACAGGUUGGACGAAGCCAUCCACGUGCUGAGGAACCACGCCGUGGGCCAGACAGCCACCCUGCCGGGCAGCCACGGGGACAUGCACGGGCUCCUGGGCUCAGCACCAGCUCACAGCACCACCGUGGGCAGCCUGGGCCAGGCCUUCCCCCCCUCGGUCAUGUCCCUGGGCAACAGGCACCCGAGCCUGGUGGCAGGAGGUCACCCUGAAGACGGGUUGUCCAGCAACCCCAGCAUGCUCCACAACCACGUCACGCUCCCGUCACAGCCCAGCUCUCUCCCUGAGCUCAGCAGGCAGCAGGACUCGUACAGCGGCUUGUCAGGGGGGCUGGGGCGAAGCAGCGUCUCGUCGGGAACCAGUGAAAUAAAGAGAGAAGAGAAGGAGGAUGAAGAGAACACAUCGGUGGCAGAUAACUCAGAAGAGGAUAAGAAGGAGCUGAAACCCUCCCGGAACAGAACAAGUCAAGAUGAGGAUGAGGAGGACGAUCUUCUUCCCCCAGAGCAAAAAGCCGAGAGAGAGAGAGAAAGGAGGGUCGCCAAUAAUGCCCGUGAGCGCCUGCGGGUCCGUGACAUCAACGAGGCCUUUAAAGAGCUCGGACGCAUGUGCCAACUGCACCUAAACAGCGAAAAACCUCAGACCAAACUGCUAAUCCUCCACCAGGCCGUAUCAGUCAUACUGAACCUGGAGCAACAAGUUCGAG
Messenger RNA from Merops nubicus (carmine bee-eater), 799 nucleotides. RefSeq names its product transcription factor E2-alpha-like. The record is from RefSeq and is a predicted model, not a curated record. The transcript has 5 exons. Gene Ontology annotation, biological process: regulation of transcription by RNA polymerase II. Gene Ontology annotation, molecular function: protein dimerization activity; DNA-binding transcription factor activity, RNA polymerase II-specific; RNA polymerase II cis-regulatory region sequence-specific DNA binding. NCBI's taxonomy places the organism in Eukaryota, Metazoa, Chordata, Aves, Coraciiformes, Meropidae. Gene Ontology annotation, cellular component: transcription regulator complex. The annotation marks the transcript as partial.